ACGUGCCUGGCCCGGGCUACGCUGAAGCGCAGUAGCUGCCAGUGCCGCUGUCAUGGCGUCGGAGGCGCUGGGCGAGGAGAACCCGCCGCGGUCUCUUUAGAAGCGAGGAGCGGGCGGCUGGGUAUGGAGAGCGGCCCCGAGAGCCUGCAGCAACCGCUAGAGCACGGGGUGGCCGCCGGGCCAGCAGCGCCGGAGACAGCGUCUGCGCAGGAAGGGCGGCCGGAGACCGGGCUCGCGGCUGGGGAUGGUCCCGAAGUAUGGGCGGCGGAGAGCGGCGGCGGCGGGAAUGGGCAGGGGGCGGCGGCCGCCGCCGGGAGGAGCCUCCCGGACACGGUGGCUCCCGCCAGCUCUUCUCAGGUCCCCGGACCCUGCAGCGCUUCCCGGGGCUCGGACUUGCCGGAGAGCGAUUUGGAGAGUCCUGCUGCCCAGAAGGUGCCUCUGAGAGGGCAGCGCAAGGUGACCGCCUCCCCGGAGACAGCCGAGGCCGCCGGAGCGGGCCAGGGGCUGGGUCCCGCCGGACUCGCGGGCACCCGGCCUGACCCCGCAGGCACCUGCCCGCCGGAGGCAGCGGCCCCGGGCUGCGAAGAGCCCAGCGGCUCCGGCGGCCUCAGCAGCAGUUGCAGCGACCCGAGCCCCGCCGGGGAAUCGCCCAGCCUGGACUCCUUGGAGUCGUUCUCUAACCUCCAUUCUUUCCCCAGUAGCUCCGAGUUCAACAGCGAGGAGGGAGCCGAGAGCAGGGUCCCGGAGGAGGAGGAGGAGAGGAAUGCGGGCGCCGCGGCGGUGGUGCCCGGGGCUGUGCCCCUGUGCAGAGGGGAGGAAGAGGAGGGGGAGGCGGCUCAGGUGAUCGCGGCCUCCAAGGAACGCUUCCCGGGACAAUCUGUCUAUCACAUCAAGUGGAUCCAGUGGAAGGAAGAGCACACACCCAUCAUCACCCAGAAUGAGAACGGACCCUGCCCUUUGCUGGCCAUCCUCAAUGUUUUGCUUCUGGCCUGGAAGGUUAAACUGCCACCGAUGAUGGAAAUCAUAACUGCUGAACAGCUGAUGGAAUAUUUAGGAGAUUACAUGCUUGAUGCAAAGCCAAAAGAAAUUUCAGAAAUUCAACGUUUAAAUUAUGAACAGAAUAUGAGUGAUGCUAUGGCAGUCUUGCACAAAUUACAGACAGGCUUGGAUGUAAAUGUGAAAUUCACUGGUGUUCGAGUGUUUGAAUAUACACCAGAAUGCAUAGUAUUUGAUCUUCUUGAUAUUCCUUUAUACCAUGGAUGGUUAGUGGACCCUCAGAUUGAUGACAUUGUAAAAGCUGUUGGUAACUGCAGCUACAACCAACUAGUGGAGAAGAUCAUCUCUUGUAAGCAGUCAGACAAUAAUGAGCUGGUUAGUGAAGGCUUUGUAGCUGAGCAGUUUCUAAAUAACACAGCCACUCAACUGACAUACCAUGGAUUAUGUGAACUAACUUCAACGGUCCAGGAAGGAGAACUUUGUGUGUUUUUUCGGAAUAAUCAUUUUAGCACCAUGACCAAAUACAAGGGUCUACUGUAUUUGCUGGUAACAGACCAGGGGUUUCUUACUGAAGAAAAAAUUGUUUGGGAAAGCCUUCACAAUGUUGAUGGUGAUGGAAAUUUCUGUGACUCAGAUUUUCAUCUGCGGCCUCCUUCAGAUCCUGAAACUGUGUACAAAGGACAACAAGAUCAAAUAGAUCAGGACUAUCUUAUGGCGUUAUCUCUACAACAAGAACAGCAGAGCCAAGAGAUCAAUUGGGAGCAAGCGCCUGAAGGAAUCAGUGAUUUGGAACUUGCGAAGAAACUCCAAGAAGAGGAGGAUCGACGGGCUUCUCAGUAUUACCAGGAACAGGAACAAGCAGCAGCCGCUGCUGCUGCUGCUGCUGCUGCUUCUGCUACUUCUGCUCCUGCCCAGGCUCAGCAAAGCCAACCAGCACAAGCCUCUCCGACAAGUGGAAGACAAUCUGGGAGUAGUGAACGUAAACGAAAGGAACCUCGAGAAAAAGAUAAAGAAAAAGAAAAGGAAAAAAAUAGCUGUGUUAUUUUGUAACAAGUGUUGGAUUCUAUUGAAACCACCUAUAUGUCUUGAGAAACAAAACCACAGGAGGAAAGGAAGAAAACCCGAUAAAUACCGUCUGUGCCUGAUUUUCCAAUGGAUUUUGUUCAUGUUUUUCAGGGGAAAGGUUGUUACAUAACUACAAUUAGACUUUUUCAAGUCACACAGUACACUAUUUAUGAGCUGGAGUUUCCUGUUACAGUAGGAAAUGCUGUGUGUUGUCAUUCAUGAAAAAUACUACACUUGUAGCCAAAUAAGCAAAUCACAGUAACUUUUGUGUCAUAGUGACAUUCAUAACUCAUAUCAGUUAGUAAGCUAUUUUUUCUUCUGUUCUAACAAUGAAUGAAGGUAAUUGAUUUUGUCUGAUUCCUUCCUGAAAACUAAAUACUAGCACAAUAGUUUCUGAAAUUAAUUUUUACAAUAUUAAAUUAUGAUCUAAUCCACAAGAAACCAGGGGUUUAAUAUAGGGAUUUAAAAAGAAAAAAAAUUAAAAAAAAUAACAGGAAUAAAUAAUCCUUAAUUGUAUAUUGGACUAGUUCAGCCCUUGAACAGCUUUACCUUUCUUUAGGAAUGUACAUUUUAGAUAUUAUCAUAAGAACUGAUCAUGGAGCUCGGAUUUAAUUAGAUAGAAAAAAUAAAGACUUGUAUUUUUUUUUCCAGUAGCAAAAAAUUACAUAAUACUAAUACUCAUAUUCUACCAAAAUCAGAUAUUAUGACUUUGUAGUGUUGUGAAAUUUUGAGGAAUUUUGAAAUCUUUAAUAUAGGUAACUUGGACCACAGCUACUAUUUACUGGCAGUGUAAUAAGUGAGAGUCAGAAGGAAACCACAGUGGAUGCUGGACUUUGUAAAUAUGAGGGUGGAGAAAAGGAAGUAGUUCAGUGUCUACCUUUUUCUAGAAUUACCUUGAACCUUAAAACUUAAACCAUGUUUAUUUGCUAGAAAAUUAAGUAUAAUUAUUAAAAUCAACAAAAAAGCACAUUUCUGAAGGGAAGUUAGGUUAUAACCUCUGAGUCUAGUAAAAAGCAGUAGUAGAAAUCUGUUGGAGAAAUUUAUAUAAAAGCAAUCACAUUUUUUUAACUUAUGGGAACCAAAUAAACCUAUAACAUCUUGUAGUGUUUGUAGGAUUCAGAAAGAAUAUUUAUUGAACUUUAUCAUGAGGCAACACAUGUAUUUCUGUAUUUCUAGAUAUAGUUUGGAAAACUAUCCUUACAGUCACUUUUAUAUGCUUUGUAUUUAAAAGUUUGUUUUGGUCAUUUUUGAAAUGACUAUUGCUGCUGCAAGUAGUUCUGUGAUUUACAUUCUAAGCCUCAGUAAGUUUGUUUAAGAGGAUCUAUCUAACCUGAGCAUCCACUUGGAGAAUGUUUUUUGUGAUCUGGGUGACAAUAGACUACAAAAAAAAGUGAUCUAGAUUGCUUAAGAUAUGUCCUUAACAUUCUCCAUGAUCCAAGAGGAUUAGUCUACAUGUAAAAAGUGAAGUCUUAUUUAUGGAAGGAAUUAUUCUAAGGGAAAAAUCCAGGGUCAAGCUAUAUCUUUUAUGUCUUGUGUAUUGCAUGUCUGUUUAUGUUAUACCAUUUGUUAUUCUUUCAAAUUUCCUAUGCUAGCAUGAUAAUCAUCAGAAAACCUGUUUGGGGCAUAAAAUUUCAAUAUAAAAUAUUUUGUGAGUCUCUUGAUAAUAACCCAGAAUAUGUGUAGAUUAGUGAAGUAACCAAAUGUACUGCAGAAUUCUCUGCUGGCUCAAACAAGUUGACCUUAGUCCAGGUUUACUUUUUUUUUUCUUCUUUUUCUUUAAUGUACUUUUAUUUAUUUCAGAGAGAAAGGGAGAAGGAUAGAAACAUCACUGAUGAGAGAGAAUCAUUGAUCGGCUGCCUCCUGCAAGCCCCACACUGGGGAUCAAGCCUGCAAACUGGGCAUGUGGCCUUGACGCGGGACUGAAAUUGGGACCUUCAGUGCACAGGCCAAUGCUCCAUUCACUGAGCCAAACCAGCGAGGGCCACAUUUACUCUUGUCAUUCUGGUUGAAGGAGGAAACUACAACUUCAGGGUUUGUUUUUCCCCAGAUGGUAGUGAUAGUGCAGUAUAUAAGAAACACACACACUCACACACAAAAUAAAUCCUCAGAAAUUUCACAAAGCAUAUUUGAGGCGUAUUUUCUCAUAAUGAUACUUACUAUUUAUUGCCCUUGAAAAAUUUACGUGUUAUUCUUCUGUUGUUUGCUACUGUCUACUUAAUUUGUUCAAAAGAUAAUACUGCCAUUCUCCAUUCCCUCUGGAAGAAAAAAAAAAGACUCACUGAAAAGCAGCAGUGCUAUCAGAUAAGUAGAUUCAAUGUAUACUUAUAAGAAGUAAUUUAAAAAUGUAAUGUGUUUGUUAAUUCAGCCUUUUUCUAUGUAAUAUUUCCAAGUCAGAUUUUCUUACAUUCCUGGAAUGUUUGAUAUACCAAGAAUAAUAAUGAUAAAAUGUUUGCUUUGAUUACUGUGGGGGGAAAAUUAAAUGUUCAAUUCUAUUAAAACAAACAAACUUCUCAGAGAUACUGGUUUCCCAUCCUUGAAGGUUAUAAAGAAUUUAGAGCUAUUGUGUCUUUAUUUUCUUAUAUUUUGCUCAAGGCAACAAAUUAUACUCAGACAUUUCAUUGCUGAUUUGGGUAUAUAGGAAUUUGAUAAUGAUAUAUUAAAGUCUUUCCUUCACAGUAUUUUGCAAUACUUGAAAAUUGUUGCAUGUAUACUGCUAGCAGUAGUUAGAAUGCAAACAUUUUUGCUUUUAAUAUUUAUAGGCUAGAUUAGGGGCACAUUUCCAUCAACCAGUCAACAUUACAGUUAGUAAAAGAGCACAUGAAUGAAUGAUAUAAUCACUGGGCUUUCUCAUACUUUUAAAAUAUGUUCUUAAGGUUAAUGAGCAAUCUUUAUUAACAAUAUGAAUUUUCUUCAUAUCUAAUUCCAUUGAAUCAACAGUGCUAUGAUGCACAAUAGGUUUUUGACAUUUAACAGUACUUACUGUGUAUUCUAAAGCAAGGAUCCAUGACUUCUAUUAGAUUCUCAAAGGAAUCUAAGUUUUUUCCUCAAAUUUAAGAGCUAACAUUUUAAGACACACUAAGUUUGUGGCAGCUAAAAUUGGCAGUGACUGCUUCCUAUAAUAUGCUGACUCACUGUGCUUAUGUAAAGUGACUUCUGUUUCAAGGUGUCAUGUUAGUUAAAUGAGGCAUAGAUUUAAGUUUAGGAAUAGGCUUUGGAAGCAUAUUGUUUUAUUGUCUCACAUUUCUAAUACUUGUCUAUUUAUCCCUUAAGAUGUUUUCAAUUUUUCCUUGAACUUUCUUACCUUAGUUUAAUUAAGCAAGUUAGUGUCAAAAGUUAGUGACUGAAUUCAACAUUAACCAUUUUGUACUUGCACAAAAACUUAUUUUGUUUUUAAUGAAGCACCACUUCAGUUCACUAAGAGAUAGAAGAUCUUGAGAGGAAAGGAUUAGAAGUCCAAUAUGUAUUUAAGGAACAAAUUAUUGUCCCUAUAUUAAUAUAGGCAGAUGAAGCAGAAAAAUCAAGGCAAAAAUUUCCAGAACUGUCCUCAAACAAUCUCAUUUAUUUUAAAAAGAAUUUUUUUUAAAGUAAACUUUCCUAGACAAUAUACCAGUUAUUUUAAAACAUGAUGGAAAUCUAUGGGCUUUACCUACCACACAAUACAACUUAAACUAUAAUUGUAAACUACUUAAGUUUGAUAAGGUGGAGGCAUUAAAGAUAUUAUUUAAGUUAUACUUUAAGGAACUGGAAAUGUGGAAUUCUGAAUAAUUUUAUGUCUAACAAUCUGGCUUUUAUCUUGCCCUGGUAAAACUUCCUGUGCCUCAGUUUACUCUAAACAUGUAAAUAAUGCUUACUUUUUAGUGCUUUGCACUCCUGAAUAAAGGGCAUAGUAUAAGCACAAAGUAUCACCUAAAUAAUCAAAUAUCACACACCUUUUGUUCUUGGAUGUGCAGUGACAAUAUUUUUCUCCCAAUGACAAUAUUUUUUAAGCCAGUUUUUUAAUGCUGUCAAACUUUAUAGAAUUACCUUGUCUUUACGUAUGAUAUCAUCUCUUCUCAAAAUGUAUUUUACAGUUGCUUUUGUGUUCAGUGGGCUAUAGAGUCCCAAUCAAGAGUAUUUUGAGAAUGAAAAGCAUUACGUUUUCAUUUCCCCCCAAUAUCUUUCAUAUGUCUAAAUAUUUAGAUUCUCUUCUUUUUCCUCCAUGGAACAAAGUACAGUGGUAGUAUAUGUAAACUUUAUUGCAUGGAUGGAAUUCAUUUAGAUCUCUCAAAUACUGUCAUUUGGGCAUCUAUUUAAAUUACUUGUUUUUUAGUAUAAAAUGUUAUUUGAUAAUGUGCGGUUAAAUUCUAUUUAGGAAGUUACUGAAAAUGGUAAAGGAAUUCAUCAGAAUCAGAGUUCUUUGGUUCUCUGGUAAUUGGUGUCUUUUUUUUAAUUUAUUUUUUACUGAUGUCCAGCACUUCUGAAGCUAUUGGGAAAACAUGAAGAAUUGAGGUUAUUCUUCUCCGGUGACACUACAAGAUAAAGUAAAUUUUAAAAUAGAAGACUUCCUGGACAAAACAAAUUGCUAAAUAGAGAUAACAGAGUUUGACAAAUUGCAGGACCCUGGUAAAUUUAACUUGAAAAAUAGAUCUAGAUUUUAAAUCAUGCAUAUAUCUUACUUAAUCCUCAUGGGUUUUAUUUUGUUUUAAUCCUUGUGUUUCUGCUGUUAAGAACUUAGAGUUUAAUAAAUUAUAUACAUAUAUUUUUAUAUGGAGGGUUCUAGUUUCUAAUUUCACUUCUAUCUCAAAAAUAGUAAACUCAAAAACAGGGUAAAAGUCUUCAACUACUGCCACAAGUUCAGUUUCAUACUAUUGCUCUAAGAAAGGAGGAAAUUUGACUUCUCUGCCUAUCCAUGUGUUGUUUUUUUAGAACAUGGUACUAUUCCAAAUAAGGUGUUGAAAUACCAUGGCAAAAACACAAAACCUAAACUUUAAACCACAGUAGAUUAAAGAACAAAAAUUGUAUUAUUUUUCUAAAAUAGUCUCUUUUGUCAGAUAUUCUAAGAAUUUCUUCAAAUCAUAUAGUAAUUUGUCACCAAUAGCUUUGAAAUCUUUAUAUUUAUCCUCCCUGAAAUAGCCUGCUUUGAGAGGAAGGAAUGCCUCUUGGAUUAGAAAAUGCACAAAGCAAAAUUAUGAAUUUUGCGAUCCUGGCUUUAGUAGAUACAGUUUUAAAUAGGAAGUAGGGAAACUAAAUUAUCCACUUAAAUUCCCAAAUCAGAAACCUGUCAAAAUGAACAUUAUAACAAAUGUCCAACUGAGCAGUUCUGACUAAUGUGAUUAUUUUAAGACUAAAAUUGACAAUCUUUGAAGAGAUGUCCUCUGUGUCUCCCAAUUUUGUCAGUUUUUAUUGUUCCUUUUUAUAUCUUCAUUCUACAAAAUAAUCAUUUUUUUCCAGGGUACAUAGGAUAUCUAAGUUUUACAGAUUUUUAAAGAUGAGGAUUUGAAAAGCUUCCAAUGUGUUUUUGUUAAAAGGCUCUAUCUUCCUCAAGAAAAUGACAACUCCUGUUUUCAGAUCUGCACAGCAGAGGUAAGACAAUGUGAUAGAAGUUGGAUAUCUGAUAGCUACACAACAGUCAGCAAAAGGGAUAACCUUCACUUGGGAAAUUUCAGAGAAACUCUAAAAGUUAUUUCCUAAAGUUAGUGCAUGCAAGUCUUUCUCUGUGACUUGUGCAGAAUAAUGGGGGCACAGAUUUGGGGGAACAGCAAGUGAAAUGGCAUAAAGAUUGCAGAGAAAGUGAUCUUGAAAUAUAACAAGAAGAAACCAGUCUUUCCCCCUCUGCUUGACUGUGGGACUAUUUGGGUCAAGAGGUUGCUAUGACAGAGAUCUCUGUGCCAGGCCAAGACUGGCCAAUUGAAACAGUUCUUAAAGAGUUUAAAUAGACUAUGUAUGAUGCCUAUUUUUUCCUCUUUUAGUAUCGUAAUGCCCUCAUUACUUCUAAAAUAAUUCAUCUGUUUUGCUUUUAUGACCAGCUUUAAACCUAUUUAAGAAUAAUAGCCACCCUAGAGCUGAUAGGAAAGAGCAUUGAAAUACAUUCUAAUUAUGCUAAAA
This is a messenger RNA of Pipistrellus kuhlii (Kuhl's pipistrelle), 8145 nucleotides long. RefSeq names its product MINDY lysine 48 deubiquitinase 2 (gene MINDY2). Gene Ontology annotation, molecular function: cysteine-type carboxypeptidase activity; K48-linked deubiquitinase activity; cysteine-type deubiquitinase activity. The record is from RefSeq and is a predicted model, not a curated record. The transcript is spliced from 9 exons. The coding region runs from base 124 to 2046 and encodes 640 amino acids. Gene Ontology annotation, cellular component: cytosol; cell periphery. NCBI's taxonomy places the organism in Eukaryota, Metazoa, Chordata, Mammalia, Chiroptera, Vespertilionidae. Gene Ontology annotation, biological process: protein K48-linked deubiquitination.